UGACUACAGGAUGCUGCUCACACUCUUGUCCUCCAGUACGGAGACUGGUCAGUGACACUUCAUGCUCAUUCCUGAUGUAGUUUCAUGUGAAUAUCUGCUGAACUCCGCGCGCGCACAUGGCGUGCUUCUUCAGGCGGAGCGUCGCGCUGCAGCUCGCGAAGGUGUGCGGAGUGUCUGAAGAUGCUUUAAUACCCUUGAUCUGUGCAGUGCCAGUGUCAAAGAAACAGCCGUCCGCUGAUCUGCGUGUGUCUGUCGGCUGUCUGCUGCGGAGCGGAGCUGCUGUUCCGGAUGGAGACCUGCACACCAAAACACAAGCGCUGGCCAAUCAGAUCAGACGGGACUCUGUCGUGGAGGACGUCGUCGCUGCUCAAGGAGAGAUUCACUUCAGAUUGAACAAACUGAUCCUGGCGCAGAAACUCUUAGAGCAGCUGCAGUCGGAGCCUGACGGGUUCGGCGUGAAGAGUGAACUUCUGCAGCAUCUUCAGGGCGGCAGGACGCUGGUGGAGUUCAGUUCUCCAAACAUCGCUAAGAAAUUUCAUGCCGGACAUCUUCGCUCCACUAUAAUUGGAAACUUCAUUGCCAACCUAAAGAAGGCCUUGGGGAAAGAGGUUAUUCGAGUCAAUUAUUUGGGUGACUGGGGAAUGCAGUUUGGUCUGUUGGGCGCAGGCUUUGAGCGCUUCGGCUGUCAGGAGAAGCUGAAGACGCAGCCGCUGGAACAUCUGUUUGAGGUGUACGUGCAGGUGAACCGCGAGGCCGAGUGUGACGAGAGCGUGCGUACGGCGGCCGCUGGGUUUUACAGGCGUCUGGUGCAGCGGGAGGAUCAGGCUCUGGCCCUGUGGAAGCAGUUUCGGGAGAUCACUGUGCACGAGUACAAACGCAUCUAUCAGCGUUUAGGAGUUGACUUUGACCAUUACUCUGGAGAGUCUCUUCAUGACGCUCAGACUCAGAGUGUGCUGGAAGAGCUGACGGCCAAACGCCUGCUGAAGACCUCAGAGAAGGGCACGGGUGUGGUGGAUCUGUCUGGGACGGGCGACAUGUCGUCUUACGCCACAUUAGUGCGCAGUGAUGGGACGUCCCUGUACCUCACCAGAGACGUGGCAGCAGCGCUGGACAGGAAGCAGAGGUUUGGCUUUGAUGAGAUGAUCUAUGUGACUGAUAAGAGUCAGACCGUCCACUUCCAGCAGCUCUUUCACAUCCUGGCAGCUAUGGGACACCAGUGGGCAGAGAGGUGUCGUCAUGUGGCGUUCGGGCUGGUGCAGGGCAUGAGCACGCGCCGCGGGGAGGUGGUGUUCCUGGAGGACGUGCUGGAGGAGGCGCGGAGCCGCAUGAUCAACAACAUGAGGCAGUCCAGAACUUCAAAAGUGCUGGAGGAGCCGGAACUGACAGCCGAGAGGAUCGGGGUCAGCGCUUUAAUCAUACAGGACUUUAAAGGGCCUCUGAUGUCAGACUAUAAAUUCGAGUGGGACAAAGUCCUACAGUCUCGAGGAGACACGGGUGUGUUUCUGCAGUACACACACGCCCGGCUCUGCAGUUUGCUGAGGACACACGCGAGUGAGGCGUACUCUUGCCGUGACGUCUCUCCUCUCAUGGACAGCAGAAGUGUUUCAGUUCUCCAGCACCUGCUCAGAUAUGAUGAAGUGCUUCUUCAGUCGGUGAACGACCUGCAGCCCCGACACCUGGUCAACUUCCUCAUGACCCUCAGUCACCUGGUGGCGUCGGCUCAUCGAGAGCUGCCCGUGAAGGGAAGUCCAGAAGCGACGGCCCAGGCCCGCCUGUGUCUGUUCAGCUCCGCCCGCUCAGCGCUGGCCAGUGGCAUGAGGAUUCUGGGUAUUACACCAGUCGACAAAAUGUGACGUACUGUAAUAAAAGGAUUUUUCUUCAA
This is a messenger RNA of Pimephales promelas (fathead minnow), 1882 nucleotides long. It is a transcript of the gene rars2, whose product is annotated as arginyl-tRNA synthetase 2, mitochondrial. Gene Ontology annotation, biological process: mitochondrial translation; arginyl-tRNA aminoacylation. Gene Ontology annotation, molecular function: arginine-tRNA ligase activity; ATP binding. The record is from RefSeq and is a predicted model, not a curated record. Gene Ontology annotation, cellular component: mitochondrion; cytoplasm. NCBI's taxonomy places the organism in Eukaryota, Metazoa, Chordata, Actinopteri, Cypriniformes, Leuciscidae.